This is a messenger RNA of Scutellospora calospora, 1257 nucleotides long. The record is from the annotation of a GenBank genome assembly. Lineage: Eukaryota; Fungi; Glomeromycota; Glomeromycetes; Diversisporales; Gigasporaceae.
AUGUUUCCAUUUCUCGGUUGUCCUGUGAAAAUACAUAGCAAUACUGAAAGUGUAAAAAUUAAUGUUCGAGACAAAGAAACUAAGGAAAUCAGAGAAAUUAAAUUACUUGAUUACGUUUCAGAAAAAUGUCCAUCCCUUGUGGGAAAAAAUGCAGUCUAUUACCCUACUCUUUGGCUUCCAAAUGGACAUCUUCAAACUGCUUAUGCAGCCUAUGCAAAUUUUAGUGGGAUUCAUUUGAUUAAUUACGAAAGGCAAUUUGUAGAAACGCCGGAUGGUGGUCAAAUCGCUGUUGAUUGGACUCCUCCAGUAUCUCAAAAACCUUUUGAUAAUACUCCGACAAUAGUUGUAUUACACGGAUUAACUGGAGGGAGUCAUGAAUCCUACAUUAGAUGCUUACUUGAAGUUCUUAUAACUCCGCCUAAUAACUAUCGUGCGGUUGUAAUUAAUUUUCGUGGAUGUGCAGAAUCACAAAUUACUUCUCCUAGGCUUUAUUCGGCUGGGGUUACUGAUGAUUUGCGAACUUGUUUGCGAUAUGUUCAAAAAUGUAUUCCGGAUUCACCGUUGAUUGCUGUUGGAUUUAGUAUGGGUGCUAACAUUUUGAUCAAGGCAAAUAUUCCAAAUUAUAAUUUUGCCAAUUCAUGUUUUUUAAGUGAAAACGCUCCAUUAAUUGCGGCCGUAUCUGUUGGUAAUCCGUUUGAACUCGUUGGGGGAAGCAAGGCUUUAUCACGAACAUAUUUAGGAAAAUACGUAUAUUCACCAUCUAUGGCAAAUAAUCUUAAAAUCUGUCUUAAAAGACACGAGCAUAUUAUGAAACAAGAUAAUAGGAUUAGUAUUCCUCAUGCCAUGUCGUCUUAUUCACUUCGUGAAUUUGAUUCCCGCCUGACAUCUAAAUGUUUUGGUUUUGAAACUGUGGAUCACUACUAUCGAGAUGCUAGUUCUUACUUUUAUAUUACUAAAGUGCGUGUGCCUUUAUUGUGCCUUAAUGCCGAAGAUGAUCCUAUUGUACCUGUUGAUUGUCUCCCUUUUGAUGAGAUAAUAUAUAAUCCAAAUUGUAUUUUGGCUACCACACGUUAUGGCGGUCACCUUGGGUGGUUUACUGGUUUUCGGUCUCUUACCAGAUGGUGUAUAAAACCACUUAGUGAAUUCUGUAUUGCUAUCUUUGAGGCUAAUGAUCCAAGUGCUGGAUCAAGAACAAUUUUAGAACAAAGAGAAGAUACAUCUUCAAACGAAGGAAGUACUGUUGUUGAUGGUAAUUAA